Molecule: messenger RNA, 2136 nt
Organism: Volvox carteri f. nagariensis
Lineage: Eukaryota; Viridiplantae; Chlorophyta; Chlorophyceae; Chlamydomonadales; Volvocaceae
Exons: 12
Coding region: 1-2136 (711 amino acids)
Source: RefSeq, a predicted model, not a curated record
AUGGCUCUGCCGUUUUAUCGGUGCUGCGACCUCGCGCAUUUCAAUCCUGCACCAGUCGCUUGCCCAGAAGACUUCUUGGCGGCCCAGGAGUGGCUGAAGAAGGUUGUCAAUAGCGCGCAACACAGCAGCGGUGAUCUGUUCACAUAUUUCCGAUUGGACCGCAAGAACGAUCAAACGGUGAAGAUCAUGAGCAUUAAGGAGGAAGUUCUCGGGUGCCUGUUUCCCGCGUCGAGGCGCCUGAGCGUUGCCCCGAUGCUGGACGAUGGUGACCCUACCGCCGGCGCGGAGCCCGGCGGCAUUUCCAGCCAGGACGCGGCACUGCAGGCCACCUACCUGUACUACAGCGUGCUCCACUACAUUUUGAAGAAGCUCUUUCCCAAACGCGUCGAGGCCGCAUCCAGUCGCUUCGGCAGCAAGCUGACAGUUGCUCCGGAGGAUGUACCACGGGCGUUCAACUUGUUGAUGAUCCCGAUCUUCCAUUCGUCCUUGCUAGUGGUGGCAGUUAUGCUGGUGAAGGCGAUCUGGUCGCGGGACCCAACACCCCUCGGCUCGACACCCGAAGAAUUCCAGGGCAUCCCCCAUAAGGCAGGCUUCAAGUGGUUUGAAGAGCUGUUUGCCACUGAGGUCUCUUCCGAGAACGGCGAAGACUGGCAGGAUAGCGCUGCUGGCAGCACAGCUUCCGCUGCGCCGCAGCUUCCGUCAAUGCCCGGUCGCUACGUGCUGGGGCGUUUGAUGCGGCUGUGCGAGGAGCGUGAGGUGAUGGCGGAGGGGUCCACGUUCUACCCGAUCUACGAACAGCUGGGCGGGCUGCUGGAAGGCGUGUACGGAGGCUACACCGAGGGCGACCUGAAGCUUGUCUUGACGUUCGUACAGGCAUAUACCCGCCGUGCCGUCGCGCUCGCGGGGCUGGUGGCCCAGGAACUAGUCGAAGGUGUGAAGAGGCAGGAAGCGGCACAGAGGCGGCUUACGGUUCACUGCGCUGCAGGUGGCAUCAACGGCAAACCGCCGCAGAAGCCCCUGGUGCCGCAUGACGUAUUUCCCAAGAUGACAGCGGACCUGGUGGACACGAUCAUCACAACCAACCUCCAGUUGGCGUUCAACCAACACAUGUUGGUCCUCCUGGCUUGCUGCCUGUACAGCGCGGCAAAGGCCUCGGGCUACCAGCUGUCUUUCAAGGACAUCAUUGAGGUCAUUGUGGACAGGCUUCCUGACGUCUCCGCCGACGUUUUUGAAACGCAGGUUGAGCUACAGCCAGCUGUACCCGGCCCGGGGUCACCGGUCUCCAUGUCACCUUGCUGCAACAUCAGCGUUCCUGCGGUAAUGGGCGGCAUUCGAAAGUUUUACAACUCCAUUUUCCUGCUCUGUGCGGAAGGCCACGUGCGGGAAUUUGUGACCCAUGCAAGAGCGCUCAGCGCCGCUGCCAAGUCUACUACUACCUUCACACCGCACCAGCACUCCGCACCGGAAGCUUUUGGUGGCGCUUCCAUCGCCGACUUCACGUUCCAGGAUGUGACUGCUGGCAUGUCGGAAUGCCCAGCGGCCAGUCUCAAUGGCUGGGUCAAGGCAACCCCUCCGGGCAUGAUGUCCGAGGGCACUAGGGCGCCGGCGGCGAAGGCGGCGGUGAACACGAUUGGCGGCGUUGGCGGCGAGCGCCGCUACAACGCACCGCGGCAGGACCGCGCCAAGCAAAAGCUACAAGUCUACGAGGAUGACUGCGUGGGUGACUUAAUAUCCAGGGGCUUGACGAUCCGCGAUGGCGGCGCAUCACAGCAGUACGCGUCCAAAGGCGAUGAAUGCAAGUCAGCGGCGUCAAGGCGGCUCAGCGCGCCCGUUGUGUUGCAGGACCGGAAGCCCGUUGUCAAUGGUGUCAGAGAUGCAGUAGCUGCUGCUGCUGCUGCUGCUGCGGAGCAGCUGGCCAAGGAUCCUUUGGGAAAGCCUGGCAGGGCGCGCAAGUCAAUGCCGCAUGGGCUUCACGCGCUGGUAACCGCGACAGAUCGAGUGUGCAUGGAGAGCAAGGAGAACUUGGUCGGCUGUGAGACGGCGGCCGCUGACUGGUUGGGGUCCAGCACUGAUGCACACUGCAACACGGGCGGCUUUACAAAACGUAUCGGCGGCAGCUUGUCCAGAGUUCGUUGA